AUGAUGGAAAACAUUGCAAAUAAUUCGUUGAAAGAAACGAAAACUCCAACUUCAUCCAACAUAGGUAGUGAAGCCAUAUCAGACACAUCUAGAAUUGAUGAUGUCAGUAGUGUGGAAAGCUCAUGUCAUCAGGAAAUAGUCUUAGCAGGGACUACCUACAUUCCAGCAGUCUAUGAAUUCCGUCAACAGCCUAUUCUGAUGUUAGCUAGUCAACAACCUUUGCAGCAGUCAGUAUCAACAUCCUCUGCACCUCUGUCAUUUCACUUCAACGUAGACUAUCAGCAACACCAAACAACCUGCACACCAUUAUCCAAUCUCCAUACAACAGCUGCCAUUAGCUCGAAUAAAAAUAGCUGUAGAAUGAAUGACAUAGCUAAACUGUCUCUUAUCCCCCUAUUGCCUUAUCACACAUCGACUACAACAGACAAUAUUGCUCAACUUCAACAGUCAUCUGUUGCUUCACCAGAUGUGAAUCCAAAUACAAGACGUCAUUUUAAACGUCGUGUCGCCAAUUAUCACCAUAAUCAGAGGUCAACAGGUCUGGCCAUUUUAGAACACUCCCUGAAUAAAACUCCAGUGUGCAAUUCACACAGUGCUCCAUCUUCACUUUUCUCCGUUGCCAUAGCCAGAUGCUCUGAUCUAGAAAAUCAUAAGAAUCAGCAGAAAAAAGAAGUGCAUUAUCAGCAUCUACGCUCAUUUGCAUCAGCUAAUGAGAAUGAUGACGGUCCAGAUGAUCACAGUGUGAUUGUAACCAAUGAAUCAAUCCAAACAGCUGACAGAUCACUUUCAAAUCAUUCUAUUUCAAAUGAACAAAGGAAUAAUUUAUUAACAUCUAGUGAAUGUCUUUCUUCGUCUCUUGAAAAUCAUAAAUUAGAUGACAUCAUUCCUAGUACUACUACCACUACUUCUACUACUAACAACAACAACAUGAGUAGUAUUCCGGACAUCAGUGGUAGUAGUAGUAAUAAUGGUAAUUUUCCUGUAAGGUCACGUUCUUUUUUUCAUUUACGUCAACUGGAUUCCCCAAAUUCAGCUGGAUCUCAUUCAACAAAACCAAGUACCGACAUAUUAUGCUGUACUAGUGAUUCAUUGAAUCAGCUAACAGUAAGAGUUACAUCGUCACCGAUAUCCAUUAGUGCAGUAGAAGAUAGUCAUUUGUCAUAUUAUUAUUAUCAUCAUAAUCACCAUCUACAGCAACAACAACAGGACAAUUAUAAUCCAUGCAGUCAUAAUGUGAAUACAACUGGAAAUGCAAACACCGGUGGAAGUAUUAUUAAAACGAAACGUGGCAAGUGUGAGAAACACAUAAGUCUGGAGAAACCUGUCGGUGUCAGAUCGUAUUCAGCAAUGAGACAUCCAAAUGGGUGUGGUUCACGUGUGUUUCGUUCACCGCUUGAUGUACUUGCACCUUGUAAAGGAAAACUUCGAGUCGAUAUUGAAUAUCAAAAUCAUAUAAUUAAGUUACAAGUAAUUGAAGCCAAAGGUCUGCGAGCUAGUGGCGGUCAGAAUUGCAGUUCUUUCGUGAAAGUAAGUAUAACACCAGAAAAAGGCAAUCAUUUCGAGCAAACUACACAAACUGUUGAAAACCCGCAACACCUCACAAAGUAUGGCCGACGAAUUCAUCUUGCAGUUUAUGCUCAUUCUGGUCAAGAAUCAGAAAGCGAAUUUCUUGGCGGGAUGUCUUUUGGAAUUGAAAGUAUUCAAAACAAAGAACAUAUCUCUGGUUGGUAUUACUUACUGGAUGAGAAAAUGUACCGAAAAAAGCAUCUGAAAACUGCUUUAGAUCCUAAUGCAAACUUGGAAACUGGUUUUUGCCCAAAUCACGAUUUAGUCAUAACAGAUGCAGCAAAGACUGCAAUCACGGUGAUAACAACAAGUACACAAACAGCGGCGGUGGCAGCAUCAGCGGUAACAACAACCACAGCAGCAGUGGCAUCAAAUCAAGAUCCUACAUGGUGGACAUAUUCAAACCAACAAUCACCAAUGAACUUUGAGCUGGCCACUGAUCAAUCGGUGAAAAGCCUACCGAAUGAAAUGCAUUUUGUCGCUAAUUCUAACACUACUGUAAAAAACAAUACUAGUCAUAAUUACAGCACGAAUGAUACUUCAUUGAGGGAGUCACAUUCUGUCAUUACACCAGCCAACUACAUGAUUUACUCACAAAAUUUACCAAACACUAUGUUGGCCUACCCAAUAAUAACUCCAACAAUGAAUACCUAUCUAGCUGAAUUGUCUCCACCAGCUUCCUCACGUGUAAAUAUAUCCAUUCCAAAUACGAAUAAAGCAUUAAGUAAUAUGCAAAUCUUUCAGUUUCUUAUUCAAAAAGGCUCCAAAGGGUUUGGAUUCACUUUGUGCGGUAACUGUCCUGUUUACGUGAGUCAUGUUGAACCAGGUUCCCCAGCAAUGCAAUGUGGAAUACAAGCUGGUGAUUUUAUAGUUGCUGUUGACAAUCUGAAUGUGUCCAGAUCAACGAGUGAUAGUGUUGUUCGCAUGUUCAGAAUGUCACAACAUCCUGUCCACAUUACUAUUUCACGUCCUAUUCUAAUGAAAUCCAAUACGUCUGCGUUAAAUAUUGCACCGUCAACUAGUGGUAAAUCCCUUGGAAGUCUAAUCAAUAAAAGUUGUUUCUCUGCACUGAAAAAGUCGUCUAGUGAAUCGACAAAGUUAACACAACCAACAAAUAUUCUCAAGUUGAGUCAAACAACGUCUCCGUCCUCUCCCAACUAUUGUCAUCACCAGCAUCAGCAACAUCUUCCUUCAGCGGUAUCAGUCCGACUGUCAACAGCACCGUUGCACUCUUGUUCUUCCACUGACUUUACAUCAGCAAAGUUAUCCAGUUACUUUACAUCACCAAAUUUGUUGUGUCAAUCAACCUCAACGCUGUGUCCAUCAAUGAAUGAUGAUAAUAGUAAUAGUAUUGGUGCUACGGCGAAAUUUUCCGUUCCACAGUCGACUUCAUUACAUCAGGCAAUGAAUAAGCAUGUAGUAAGGACAAAUCUAAAAAAUUCACAAACUGAUCUUCAAAUAGCUAGUAUCUUGUCACAGAACCAACAACAGCAGUAUCCUCAACGCCAGAUGAAUGAUUCAAGUGAGGUGGCUUCAACUGGACCACUAUGUACUGAAAACCAUCCACUGUCCAAUAAGCAAGUAUGUCAUCACCAUGGUACUGAACAAUCGAAUCACAAGACUAACAGCACACUUCACGAAUGCGUAGUCAAUCCAACAAGCACACUGCAACAUUCACAAUCAAUUCUUGAUGAAAAAGCACUUGGCUAUUGUAGCUUCUAUAACAUAAACACAAUAGGACAAGCAUAUCAUCAUCAUCAUCAACAACAACAACAACAACAAUUACAACCAAUGAGUUUAAUGAUGAUGAUGAAGAUGACAACAACAUCAACAGCGACACCUUCAGGAAUAAAUUAUCCUAAUUAUCAUUCAUCAGCACAUUUAGAACAUCAUGGAUGGUUGAAUCUUUUGGAUUCAAGUGGAUGGAAAAGAGUUGAACUAUUAUUAUUUCGUGAUUUAUUGUUGAUUGCACAAAAACACUCUAAUGGAUACUUUAAUGUGAUUAGAGAUCCUAUAUACAAUACAAAAAUAUCAUAUAUUAACAUUCCACCGUAUGCUUCGGAUCAGCUUAUCCUACAAUACGUGAAUGAAGGCAAUCGUAAGAGGAUUGUGCAUUUUCAAGGAUCAGAUGUUCACGACUGGCUGGUUCGAAUACAAAGACACAUGGUUUAUAAUGGAAAUUGGUGGCUGGGUGGCAGUUGUAGUGCAUCUGAAUAUUAA
Messenger RNA from Heterobilharzia americana, 3786 nucleotides. The record is from the annotation of a GenBank genome assembly. Lineage: Eukaryota; Metazoa; Platyhelminthes; Trematoda; Strigeidida; Schistosomatidae.